AUGCCCGACCCACGUGUUUUCAUCAUUCGUCAUGGCGAGACAGAAUGGUCGCUUAAUGGACGACAUACAGGCACAUCGGACAUCCCCCUCACAGAAAAUGGCGAGAAGCGAGUACGCGCGACCGGUAAAGCGCUCGUAGGCGACGACCGCCUCAUCGUCCCGAGCAAUCUGGCGCAUAUCUACGUGUCUCCCCGCACGCGCGCCCAACGCACCCUCGAACUACUCGACCUCGGCUGCCGCGACCGGUACCCGUGGCACGGCCACCCUGCCCAGUCUGGCAAGGAACCUACCAGCACGCUCGACGUGCGCACCAACGCCUCGAUUGAAAUCACCGAAAGCGUGCGCGAGUGGGACUACGGCGACUAUGAAGGCAUCAAAUCGUCUGAAGUGCGUUCGCUGCGUAAGCAGCGCGGGCUGAACGAGGACUGGGAUAUCUGGCGCGAUGGGUGUGAGGGCGGUGAGAGCCCCGAGGAUGUCACGAAGAGGUUGGACGAGCUGAUUCAUGAGCUGCGGGAGAAGUAUCAUAAGGGCAGGUUUGGGAAGGAUGGGAAGCCGAAUGACGUGCUUAUUGUUGCGCAUGGGCAUAUUCUGAGAGCAUUUGCGGCAAGGUGGAUCGGGAAGAAGUUGGAAGAUAAUCCGAGUUUGAUUUUGGAGGCUGGUGGUGUGGGGACCUUGAGUUAUGAGCAUCAUAGUAUUGAUGAGCCGGCGAUUCUGCUGGGUGGUGCGUUCGUCGUUGAUGCUAUCGAGAAGGAGGAAGAGGAGAAGGAGGAGGCAACGAAACAGUAUCCUUGA
This is a messenger RNA of Macroventuria anomochaeta, 792 nucleotides long. RefSeq names its product phosphoglycerate mutase family protein. The coding region runs from base 1 to 792 and encodes 263 amino acids. Gene Ontology annotation, molecular function: sedoheptulose-bisphosphatase activity. The transcript is spliced from 2 exons. Gene Ontology annotation, biological process: ribose phosphate biosynthetic process. Lineage: Eukaryota; Fungi; Ascomycota; Dothideomycetes; Pleosporales; Didymellaceae. The record is from RefSeq and is a predicted model, not a curated record.